AUGGGUGCACUCAUAUCAGACGGGCUUUCCACCGACUCAAUCACUAGCGCAUCCGACAUGCCCGUGAUUGACUAUCAGAAAUUGACUGGCAGGGCCAACGAGCGCAAGGAAGCAUUGAGAUUACUGGACAAAUCCUUCCAGGCAUAUGGCUUCAUAUACCUACUAAACCAUAGUAUUCCGCAGGAGAUGGUAGAUGAAGCCUUUGCCUGGUGCAAACGCUUUUUCAGCCUCGACCAUAGCGUGAAAAGUCUGGUAGCUCACCCGGCUAGUGGCGCAGUCGACGAUCAUCGAGGUUUUGCCAAAGAGGGGCUGGGUCUAGUAAGCCAGCUGAUCUUUGAUGAGGCCAAGGUUGCCGACCUCAGGCUCACUUCUCCUGAGCGAAAGGAGACGCUGGAGAUGGGUAACCCUUAUCCCAAUAAAGAAUCGGCACCCAACCGUUGGCUUCCCGAAGAUGCCCUCCCCGGAAUGCGUGCUUUCUGUGAGAGAUGGUGGGAUGCUUGCACUGCUCUCGAAAAGUCGAUGCUCCGUAUCCUGGGCGAAGCGCUUGAGCUUGACGACAGUGAACUCCUCUAUCGGAAGCAGAGGCGUGACCUGUGUCAUAUGAGUUGGAACUAUUAUCCCAGUAUGCCUAUCGGUCCACUGAAGAGUAGGCAGCUGCGCAGGCUUAACGCACAUAGCGAUUUUGGAUGUUUGACCCUACUGUUCCAGGACGGGGUCGGAGGAUUAGAAGUGCAUGAUGGUCAUGUCUUUCGUCCAGUCGUUCCAAAGAGAGGCACAGUGGUGAUCAAUGUAGCUGACAUGCUUGAGAGGCAAACGAAUGGGCGUUGGAAGAGUGCGUUACAUCAGGUUGUCGCGCCUCGGGAGUCUAUGAUGCAGAAAGGGUUUGAGCCCGUCUCUGCUGUAAUAGAUAGAUAUUCACUUGUCUAUUUUGGAUUGCCUGAUCCCGAGGUAAUCAUAGACACUCUUCCUGGACGCGAGCAACGUGGGAAGUGGGACCCUAACAUGAAAGGGGACUGGGGUACUGAAAUUACGGCAGCAGAAUGGCUGCAAAAGCGUCUAGCGUUAGAAUAUUAG
Molecule: messenger RNA, 1074 nt
Organism: Neoarthrinium moseri
Lineage: Eukaryota; Fungi; Ascomycota; Sordariomycetes; Amphisphaeriales; Apiosporaceae
Exons: 2
Coding region: 1-1074 (357 amino acids)
Source: RefSeq, a predicted model, not a curated record